AUGCACUUCCAGUCGCGUGUAUCCACAACUAACGUCCACGAACUUCUCUUCGCCGACGACUGGUCUCUCAACGUCACCUCUGAAGGGGACAUGCAAAGGAGCGUGGAUCUCUUCGUCGCCGCCUGUGACAACCUCGGCCUGGUCAUCAACACGGCAAAGAUGGUAGUUAUGCAUCAGCCGCCACUCGACGCUCUCUACGUCGUACCCAAAAUCAACGGGAAUGACUCCCCACUGCAAGCCGUGGACGACUUCACCUAUCUGGGCAGCACCCUCACUCGCAACACCAAAAUCGACGAUGAAGUGGCCCACCCAAACUUUCACCGGACGUUUAGGGCAUCAAUCGGCCUUAUUGAACAUCUUCCAGCCAACUGUAGCACCAGAACGACAUCAUCCAAUAUCCCCCCUCUACCUCUGUCUCGUCCCCCACGCCGACAGUCAACACUGACCGCACUCCUCAACCCCCACUGCCAUUCUCCUCCACCGCCUCAAAAUCCGUUGCGAAGGCUACUGCACCCGCCGCCACUGCACUCAAUCCUAACACACUGA
This is a messenger RNA of Spirometra erinaceieuropaei, 546 nucleotides long. NCBI's taxonomy places the organism in Eukaryota, Metazoa, Platyhelminthes, Cestoda, Diphyllobothriidea, Diphyllobothriidae. The record is from the annotation of a GenBank genome assembly.